Messenger RNA from Cooperia oncophora, 1626 nucleotides. The record is from the annotation of a GenBank genome assembly. Lineage: Eukaryota; Metazoa; Nematoda; Chromadorea; Rhabditida; Trichostrongylidae.
AUGUGGAGAACAAAGAAAAAGAAACAUAGAGAAAACAUGCGUGGUUCCGAACAACGAGAACGAUCUGUAGCGAUAUGCAGCUGUAGUCGGAGGAAAACUCAUUGCAUUGGGCAUCCUAAUAGCGAUGAUCAGCAUAAACAUGUCGCGCAUGGCGCGGUCAAAAGACGGGGGAUUCGAGGAUGGCUGUCGAUCAAUAAAAUCGACAUAGCCAGGCAUCGAUUCCCGUUCUGCAUUGUUUGGACUCCUCUCCCUGUCCUUACAUGGAUAUUCCCUUUGAUUGGCCAUAUGGGAAUAGCCACAAGCAAGGGAAUCAUUCGAGAUUUCUCCGGAAGCUACUGCGUCACGGAGGAUGAUAUGGGUUUUGACUGGCCAACCAUGUAUUGGCAAUUGUCUGCUGAUGCUGUUGAAGGGGGUGCAGAGGCCUACGACAGAGCCAUCAGGGAAGCAUCUGAUGAAUACAAAGGCAGAAUGCAUAACAUUUGCUGUGACAACUGUCACUCCCAUGUGGCCCUUGCUCUCAAUUCGAUGCGAUAUGGAGAAUGCGACAGCUGGAACAUGGUGAAACUGGCAUUGUACAUACAGAUCUAUGGAAAGUUUACAGGCAUUGGAGGUUUUCUCAAGCAAUGGGGAUUCUUCUUUAUCAUGUGCGCAGUUUUUGUUGCAAUAAUUAUCUUUCACGAGGAAGUCAUGGUCCGCUUGACGGUGGAAUUGAUCGAUAGCGCACCACAGUUCAUAAACACAGUACGAGAACGUGAACUCAAUUUGCGCGGUUAUAAAAUACCGGUAAUUGAAAACAUGGGAGUAACAAAGGAUCAGUUUGAUGUUAUCGACUUGACAGACAACGAUAUCAAGAGACUGGACAACAUUCCAUUGUUAAAACGGCUACAUACAUUGUAUUUACACAACAACAGAGUACACUACAUACAGCCGGACAUUGGAGAGAAGCUGCCAAACUUGAAAAUUUUGGCUCUUACUAACAACAAUAUUACUGAAUUGGGUGACAUUGAUCCACUGGCCAAUUGCAAGAAGUUGGAAUAUAUCACGUUCAUCGGAAAUCCAUUAACCCACAAACCAAAUUAUCGUGCUUACAUCAUCUACAAGUUGCCAUCAGUGCGUGUUAUCGAUUUCAAACGUAUAAGGCUAGCGGAGCGUGAAGCUGCCCGCAAAAUGUUCAAAGGCAAGAAAGGUCAGAAAGCCCGUGAUGCUAUCAGACGUAGCACAAAUGCUCCCACUGAAACAGAAAGCGCAGAGUUACAAAGAAUCAGCGGAGCUAAUAUCUCUGCUGAGGACAGAGCUAAGAUUCAGAGUGCUAUCGCAAGUGCUAGAUCACUGGCAGAAGUGGAAUACCUCCAAUCAGUUUUGGCGAGUGGUCGUAUCCCGGAGAAGGGAUGGAACAAACAAAUGAUCCUCUCGAACGAUGGGAUGCCUGUGUCUCAGGAAGGAUUGUUCGUUCCUGAACCCGAAUAUCCGCCUGCUCCGCAUGAUAGUCCAGCAGGAAUGGAUUUCCAAGGAUCGUUUCAUGUGAACGGACAUGGUCAUUUUGACAAUCCACCAAUGUCAAUGAACGGAAAUGAGAACAAACAACAUGAAGCAGGCGGUAUGGAUUUCCAAGAAGCGCACUAUUAA